This is a messenger RNA of Menidia menidia (Atlantic silverside), 7772 nucleotides long. NCBI's taxonomy places the organism in Eukaryota, Metazoa, Chordata, Actinopteri, Atheriniformes, Atherinopsidae. The record is from the annotation of a GenBank genome assembly.
CUGGCCCGGUUUGGCCCGGUUGGGACCCGGUUUAGUGGUGCUGGUGGUGGGAUGGAGCGCUUCCUGGCCCUGCUGCGCCUGCUGAGCAGGAGGAGGCGAGGGAGGAGGUACCGGGCGGACGACGACUACCAGGAAGGAUACGAAGACGUUUACUACUACACCAGCAAGUACAACACACACCUACUGAAUGAGGGGCCGUACACCAAACACUCCACGGGGUCGAGACCUCCUGAUGGAGCGCUGGCAAUCAGGAGGCAGAGUAUACCAGAUGAGUUUCGGGGCUGCACCGUGGUGGAGUUGAUGAAAAAGGAGGGGACCACGCUCGGACUGACGGUUUCAGGAGGAAUCGACAAAGAUGGGAAGCCCCGGGUUUCAAACCUGCGACAGGGAGGCAUCGCUGCCAGGAGUGACCAGCUGAACGUGGGCGACUACAUCCGCUCGGUGAACGGCAUCAACCUGGCCAAGUUCAGGCACGAUGAGAUCAUCAGCCUGCUGAAGAACGUGGGGGAGCGGGUGGUGCUGGAGGUGGAGUUCGAGCUGCCGCCCGUCUCCGUGCAGGGGUCAGGGGUCAUGUUCAAGAACGUGGAGGUGACGCUCCACAAAGAAGGGAACAGCUUUGGCUUCGUCAUCAGAGGUGGAGCCCACGAGGACAGGAACAAGUCUCGACCCAUCGUCAUAACAACCAUCAGGCCAGGGGGGCCGGCCGACAGAGAAGGAACCAUCAAGCCGGGCGAUCGGCUGCUGAGCAUCGAUGGCAUCCGUCUCCAUGGCAGCACGCUGUCGGAGGCCAUGAGCAUCCUGAAGCAGUGCGGGCAGGAAGCCACGCUGCUGGUCGAGUACGACGUGUCCGUGAUGGACUCUGUUGCCACGGCGUCGGGGCCGCUGCUGGUUGAGGUUGCCAAGGCGACGGGCUCCAGUCUGGGUGUGGCUUUGUCCACUUCCAUGUUCUGCAGCAAGCAGGUCAUCAUCAUCGACAAAGUGAAGCCUGCCAGUAUAGCAGACAGAUGUGGAGCUCUUCACGCAGGAGAUCACAUCCUGUCAGUUGAUGGGAAGUCCAUGGAGUUUUGUUCUUUGGCUGAAGCCACUCAGCUGCUCUCUGCAUCCUGUCAGACCGUCCGCAUGGAGAUCCUGCCUCAGCACCAGGCCCGACCGGCCCUGAACGCCCCACAGCAUGUCAAGGUGCAGCGUAGUCCCCGCCCCCUCCCCUGGGAAACCGGAGGCUCCGCCCCCAUUCUCCCUCCCUACCACUACAACACGUACCACCCUGACCAAUCAGGUGCCAGGUCUCACAACCGCCAUGCCAACAACCCCUCUCUUAGCCACUCGUUCUCCCCCGGCUCCAUGUCGGCCUACAGUCUGUCCUCCCUCAACAUGAGCACCCUGCCCAGGAACAUGUAUCCCACAAGUCCCCGCAGCACCAUGAUGAGGAGGAAGGCCAAGAAGAAGGACUUCAAGAGUUCCCUGUCCCUGGCGUCCAGCACCGUGGGGCUGGCCGGGCAGGUGGUCCACACGGAGACCACGGAGGUCUCUCUGCUGGGAGACGGCAUCAUGGGCUUCGGCCUCCAGCUGCAGGGCGGGGUCUUCGCCACGGAAACGCUGUCCUCGCCCCCCCUCAUCGCCUACAUCGACCCCGACAGCCCCGCUGAGAGGUGUGGCAUCCUGCAGAUUGGCGACCGGAUUCUGUCCAUUAACGGCGUCCCCACUGAAGACUCCACUCUGGAGGAGACCAAUCAGCUGCUCAGAGACUCGUCCAUCACGGCUCAGCUCACUCUGGAGAUUGAGUUUGACGUAGCAGAGUCGGUCAUCCCCAGUUCAGGAACGUUCCACGUCAAGCUCCCGAAGAAGCCAGGAGUGGAGCUGGGUAUCACCAUCAGCUCUCCGUCCAACAGGAAACCCGGUGAUCCUUUGAUCAUUUCCGACAUCAAGAAAGGCAGCGUUGCACACAGGACGGGAACUCUGGAGCUGGGAGACAAGCUGCUGGCAAUCGAUAACAUCCGAGUGGAGAACUGCUCCAUGGAGGAGGCUGUGCAGAUCCUCCAGCAGUGUGAGGAGCUCGUCAAACUGAAGAUCCGCAAAGAUGAAGACAACUCGGAUGAGCAGGAGGUGUCUGGCAGCAUUAUCUACACAGUGGAGCUCCAGAGGUAUGGAGGCCCCCUGGGGAUCACCAUCUCAGGCACAGAGGAGCCCUUUGACCCCAUCAUCAUCUCCUCUCUGAGCAAGGGAGGUCUGGCUGAGAGGACGGGGGCCAUCCACGUGGGCGACCGGAUCCUGGCCAUCAACAGCAGCAGCCUGAAAGGGAAGCCGCUGAGCGAAGCCAUCAGCCUGCUGCAGCAGGCGGGGGAGACGGUCACGCUGAAGAUCAAGAAGCAGGGCGAGCUGUCCAGCCCCAAGUCCUGCGUGAUAGGCUCCAGCCUGGGGCUGGGGGCGGGGCUUAAUCCGGAGAGCCAGGACGGGGAGGAGGAGCCUGUUGUCAUGGUGGCUCCUCCCACCAGCCGGGGGUUCAGCACCCUGCCCUCGGUGGACAGCGCCGUGGAGUCCUGGGACGGCUCCAACAUGGACAGCAGCUUCUCCACCACAGCUCCGCCCUUCCAGUCGUCCGCCUACAGUUUCCACGAGUGGCGCAACCUCAAGACGACCAACAGCCAAAGCUCCUGCGCUCGCCAGAAGGCCAAUCCGCUGUCAGACCUGGGGCUGAGUGACGACGACUGGGACCGCCCACCGCUUGGAGGAUUCACGGUGGGCCACGAUGGGACAGAACCAGACCAGGAGGAGAACUUCUGGUCUCAGGCUCUGGAGGAUUUAGAGACCUGUGGUCAGAGCGGCAUCCUCAGAGAGCUGGAGGCAACCAUCAUGUCCGGCUCCACCCUCAGUCUGAACCACGACCCCACACCCCUGCGCAGCACCCUCGGUCGGCAGGCCAGCUUCCAGGAGCGGAGCAACUCAAAGCCACAGGUGACGGCUCGCUCCAACACCCUGCCCUCGGACCCCCAGCGCAGAGCCUUUGCCAUGAAAAAGAUGAGACAGGAAGUCAACGACAUCUUGAAUCAGAACCCUGUGGAACUCCACAAGCUCACUUUGGAGAAGGCCUCAGACUUGGAGGAUUUUGGUUUUAGUGUUUCUGACGGUUUGUUGGACCGCGGCGUCUAUGUUAAUAACAUCCGACCAGGAGGCCCGGCGGAGCGAGGGGGCCUCCGUGCCUAUGACCGAAUACUUCAGAUUAACCACGUUCGGACGAGGGACUUUGAUUGCUGCCUAGUUGUUCCUCUGAUUGCAGAGUCUCCCAAUCACCUGGAGCUUGUCAUCAGCCGAAACCUAUCCUCUUCCUCCCCCACCCCUCUGGUCAAUCACAAUGACACCACCAACAGCACCCAGUCCCCAAAGCCUCUGGGCAGCGAGGUGGGACCCCCAGAGCUCACCAUCGACCACGGAGAAGAUGGAGCCUCCAUCAAGUGGAAACAACCAGGAGAUGGGCUGGGGGUUGGGCUUGGGGUCAGCCACAUUACUAACAGUUCCUUAUAGCAGAAAAAAAAAUAGAUCGAGCUGGAUUCAACCAGUUAUGACUAGACCUGACUGAACAAGUCUGUGAGGAGAACGGUGAGGACAACAAUGUCGAAGUCAAACUGCUUUAGAUCCAUGUGAAAACUGGUUCAAUGUGGACCUCCCAUGGUGCUACACACACCCUCUGGAUGAAGUUUGGCCUUUGACCUUUUGAGUUUGACCCUUAAACUGCUAAAGCAGCCUGAAAGCACACUACUGGACCAGAGAAACUCCUCACACAGUCCUCCGAACGGGUUCUUCGUACUGGUAUAACUGGUGUCAAUAGAAGCAGAAUCAUAACUACUGAUCCUACUGGAAACCCAGCCGGAGCUGCUGGCCUUUCUGGUCAAAGAUGAACGGUCACUGGUCCCACAAGCCAUGGCUACUGGUCUGGUUGAAGUCUCAACCAGCUGUACGUGUGGUCUAAAAGCUUAGGACUGCUGGUUUAAAGCGCUUCAACAAUGGUUUUGGUUUGAAAAGUCUAGAAGAGGGCCGCCUGUCCUUCUGGAACUAAAUCUGUCAAAACCUGUGGUGUUACUGGUGAAAGACACAUGUUCUCGUCUUGGUGGGAAAAGAUUCAUGAAUCCUCUUCCAUCAAAGCCAGAGCCAUGUUUUGUCUUACUUGAUCCAAGACACUGUUCUGGCUCAUGUUCCCAAGGUAACAGAGCCAACUCCACUGGUCCUGUCCUGAGUCCAUUUCCCUAAUGGUCCAAUACUCUUAGGUACGCGGGCAGAACUAUGGGUACCAUUCGAUUGGAGCUUGAGCCAUAACUAGUCUUACAGGUCCGAGACGUUGUUCUUGUGAUGGCCUUUGUGGUGAUCGUACUAAAGACCAGAGAUGUGGUCAAAGUUUCUGGGAGUCCAGAGCUCCUAGCUUCACUGGCUAAAAACCACAGCAGCACAAGGACCGAUUGGACUUGAGUCCAGAUCCAUCUUAUGGACAGUAAGGUUGCCAAGGAGACACGGGAUGCUCCAGUCAGUAUCGAUAGCUGAUGCUGACAUGAACCAAACUUGACUAUAUUAUACUCCUACUAACUUUAGUAAGUUAAGAAACAAGCAUUCAGUGGAGAAUGCCCAAAGCACUAAAGGUGAGGUUGUUCUUAAGGACUGCACAUGACACUGGAGAGUUGAUGAUAUUUAGAAUUCAAACAAUGUUUAACCAUCUGGUUCACAGAAAGCUACCCUGCACAGAGUUGAUGAGAAGGAGGACGGAAUAAAGGAUACUGGGAAGAGUCUCACCAUGGACCUGGCACAAAGGUCUGGUCUAGACGUGAGAUUUCAGGAUGGUUAUGGUAAAGUGAGUCUUAAGCUGUAGGAUGUAGGUAGGAGGUAGGCAGUGGGUUGAAGAUCAGAAAUCGUUCAGAAAUGCUUUUAGUUGCCCUUUUAGAAGCUCAUUUUAGCUGCUCAAAGCUCUUAUUUAUGAUGUGGACACAAUAACGACACACUGAUGUUGGCCGUUUUGUUGCAAUACGUUCACUUAAGCUGGUGUGACACGUCGCCACAAAAGAAAACCUUAAGUUGUUUUUACGCUUUUACAACGCUGGCUCUUUGUGAUGCUUUUGCAAACCAAAAAAUAGAGCCAACUGUUCCCAGCACUUUGAUUACAUUUCUUAAAUGGUUGAUAUACUAAAACACUGAGCAAAUAUAGGCCCCUGAAAGCAACACUGUGAAGGCUCGAGGGUCAGAUGAAACACUGGAGAAAUGGGUACUGUACUUUUUUCUUUCUUUUCUGUAGUUAUCAAUUUAAAGAAUAGCUUAGUUAAAAAAAAAACAAUAAAAAAAAAACACGACAAUCGGCUGAUACUGAUCGGAGCAUCCCGACUAAAACAGAGACAUAGGGUUUACUUUUCAGAUUUUAGUUCUGUGCCAUAAACGAGCUGCGUACUGGAUCGAUGAUGAUGAUAACGAUACUGAGCAGUUCAAUACGAAUCUUUUUCUACUGUUUACACCUGUUGGACUGGCCACACUGUGUAUGUAUGUGCGUAUGUGCGUGUGGAUGUUAUGCGUGUCUGUUGCACACAAGGCCAGUUAAGCCCCGCCCACCUCAAUUCCCCGUCUGGGCUCUAACCCCCCCCCCUUUCCCCCUUCCUUCGACCAAUAGGCAGCCAGGAAGAAAGCUAGCAGUGGUUGUGAGAGAUUCAGCUGAUUGGCUGGAACCAAUCAGAAAACAAACAGUUCCCUGCUUGUCUGUGAUUGGUUGAUUUAUGUACUGAGGAGAACCAGUCAGCUCGUAGAAAGAGGCCAAGCAUGACCCCACCCACCUCCUAGUGCCCCCAUUCUCCCUGUCCCAGUAACAGUGAACUAUUAUGCUAAUCAAUAGGUGUGUUUUUGAUUGACUGUUGUCAGUUCUCUUUGUUUGUUUGUUUGUUGGUUUGUUUGUUUGUUUGUUUCAGUGGCCACCGAACCUUAAAAAGAUGUACAAUAGAUUUUAAAAAACGGUUCUGUCGCUGUUCACAUCGAAACCAUGAAGCUCCCAAAACCUUCACCUCGUGACCCUGAAAACAAGACAACAGUAAACACGAGAAAAAAAAGUUCUGUGAAAACAGGCAACCUGUGACAUAAACUGCAUUUUCUGUGUGUUGGUGUGAGAACGAAUGAAUGUGAUUAUUUUGGGUGUUCACAUCUUCCUGCUGUCACCUCUGUCUGAACUCACUAUUUACACUGGCCAAUCAGAUCCUGCCCUCAGCAGCAACCACCAACACAAGUUCCCCCACAGCCAAACAUCGGCUCUCAGUCUGAUCCUGGGCCUGAGAUGUUUGGGAAUAAGCACAUCGCGAGCAUGUAGUUAAGCUAGUGACUAGAAGGCUUUGAGCACAUGGUUGAUAUAGCCAUAGCAUUUGGCCAUUUACACAGCACAGGGCAAAUCAGAGCCACCUGUUAAAAACCUCUUUACUAUCAGGUGAACAAGUCUUUGAUCAGCACAUGGUUAACACAGCUAGUAUGUGGCUAGCACAUAGCGAACACAAGGCUACCAUCUAGCUAGCAUAUGUCAGCACAGCCAAUGCAUAGUUUGCACAGACUUUGCACAAGACUAAGACAGGGCUAGCAUCUGCUAAUUAAACUGCUUCUGCAGGCAUGUCAACACUGAGCUACCACUGCUGUGCUGCUAGUAUCAUGUGCUCCAAUUGAGUUAUGAAGUUGGAAUUUAUGAGUCACCAGCUGGUAAAGUUUGCUGAAACGACUCUAAAUUUGGAGGAAUCGCAUCAGUCCUGACGUCAGAAUCUAACCUGAUCUCUAACCUGCCAUUUUGUGUCUGAUCAAACCAGUUGCAACCUCAGUACUACGACUUAAUUAGGAAGAUACAUGAGAUUUCUGCUGUUUUUCAGUGCAAAAUGGAGCCAAUGCACUGGUGUCAGCUCCAAGGCAAACGUAACUCAGCAGAAGACUUUGACCAGAUUCCUCUUGGAACACAAUUAUUACAAGUGUGAAGCAAUUAAAAACCAACUAGAUGUCAUAGUUCCGCAUUCAGAAUAGCUGGUCCACCCUGUUAAUAAGCUUGGAGCUUUAGCAAGGGUUAAAAAACUAGCCACCUCUAGAAUUUAGUGCACAACCAGCACAAAGUUGAUGGAGCUCUGAUUAGCAUUUGGAUGGGGUUCAUUUUACUGCUAAUACCAAACAAUGCUUGUUCACAGAGGUUACGCCAGCUGCUGAGACUAGCUAGUGAGACAAAUUGCUCCGCGAAUGGGAACAGCCACAGAGCUGAGGGGCGUGGCUUCAGAGAGGGUUUAAUGAGUGAGAUCUAAAGCCAUACACACUGUGCUUGUGCGUAUGUAAUGACUGCGCGCGUGUGUGUCCAGGAGUGCAUUUGUAAGUGUGUGUGUUUGAAUGUGUGUGUGACAUUGCAGGGAUUUGCACUCUAGUGAUUCACCUCAGUAACACAUCCGCCCACACACACACACACAUACAGAUGCACACACAUACACGUGCAUUGCACUGCCAUUUGAAAUAGUGGGUCAGAUUACUUUCCAUGUAGCUUCACCAACCAACCAAACUGUAUUUUUUCUUUAAAGGAACAGGGAUGUUGUAAAGUAUUUUUGUACAAAUUUAAUACUUUGGUAGCAUGACGUUCCUGGUGUUUGUCCUGGUCCUGUCGGGCUCCACUGCUCCUCUCCACUCCCCUUUGUAUGAACUACUUCUGAGCAACAAUAAAGAUGAAGACUUGCUGGGAAAAUUGGACUUCAUGUGUUUUGACAUUAACACACACAUGUUUGUUAAGGGAAUCUAACCUGAAAUUU